Molecule: messenger RNA, 2706 nt
Organism: Choloepus didactylus (southern two-toed sloth)
Lineage: Eukaryota; Metazoa; Chordata; Mammalia; Pilosa; Megalonychidae
Gene: ALG2
Product: ALG2 alpha-1,3/1,6-mannosyltransferase
Exons: 2
Coding region: 19-1281 (420 amino acids)
Molecular function (GO): GDP-Man:Man(1)GlcNAc(2)-PP-Dol alpha-1,3-mannosyltransferase activity; alpha-1,3-mannosyltransferase activity
Source: RefSeq, a predicted model, not a curated record
AGGCGCAGCUCGCGGGUAAUGGUGGUGGAGAUGGAGGCUGGCCCGGCCCGGGAUCGGGACCGGGGUCCCGGGCCGUCGGUGCUGUUCCUGCACCCGGACCUGGGCGUGGGCGGCGCCGAGCGGCUGGUGCUGGACGCGGCGCUGGCGCUGCAGGCGCGCGGGUGCCACGUGCAGAUCUGGACGGCGCACUACGACCCGGGCCACUGCUUCGCCGAGAGCCGCGAGCUGCGGGUGUGCUGCGCCGGGGACUGGCUGCCGCGGAGCCUAGGCUGGGGCGGCCGCGGCGCCGCGCUCUGCGCCUACCUGCGCAUGAUCUACCUGGCGCUCUACGUGCUGUUUCUCAGCGGCGAAGAGUUCGACGUGGUGGUGUGCGACCAGGUGUCUGCCUGUAUCCCAGUGUUCAGGCUGGCCAGGCGGCGUAAGAAGAUCCUGUUUUACUGUCACUUCCCGGAUCUGCUGCUCACCAGGAGAGAUUCUGUUCUUAAACGGCUGUACAGGGCCCCAAUCGACUGGGUUGAGGAAUACACCACAGGCAUGGCGGACUGCAUCGUGGUCAACAGCCAGUUCACAGCUGGUGUGUUUAAGGACACAUUCAAAUCCCUGUCUUAUAUAGACCCUGAUGUCCUCUACCCAUCUCUGAAUGUCACCAGCUUUGACUCAGCUGUUCCUGAAAAGCUCGAUAACCUGGUCCCCAAAGAAAAAGAAUUCCUGUUCCUCUCCAUCAACAGAUAUGAAAGGAAGAAAAAUCUGCCACUGGCACUGGAAGCCCUAGUAGAACUGCGGGGACGACUGACAUCCCAAGACUGGGACAGGGUUCAUCUGAUAGUGGCGGGGGGUUAUGAUGAGCGAGUCCUGGAGAACGUGGAGCACUAUCAGGAGUUGAAGCACAUGGUCCAGCAGUCUGACCUUGGCCAGCACGUGACCUUCCUGCGGUCUUUCUCAGACAAGCAGAAGAUCUCACUCCUCCAUGGCUGCAGGUGUGUGCUCUACACCCCAAGCAACGAGCACUUUGGCGUCGUCCCUCUGGAGGCCAUGUACAUGCAGUGUCCAGUCAUUGCUGUUAAUUCGGGCGGGCCCCUGGAGUCCAUUGUCCACGGCCGCACGGGGUUUCUGUGUGAGCCGGACCCAGUGCACUUCUCAGAAGCAAUGGAAAAGUUCAUCCACGAACCUUCCUUGAAAACCACAAUGGGGCAGGCUGGACGAGCCCAGGUAAAGGAGAAGUUUUCCCCCGAAGCCUUUACGGAACAGCUCUACCAGUAUAUCACCAAACUGGCGGAAUGAUCAGAUCCUUUUGAAGGUCUUUAUGCUGCAUGCAUUAAUACCAUUUUAGUGGUUUGGGGACCCACUUCUGAAACAAACAAACAAAAAAACCUAGAAUCUAAUAAAGAAGAGAUUUUAAAAAAUCCCAAACAGAACAAACUUGAGCCUUGAAUCUGAGCCACCUUCACAUCACACCUCCGUCUUCAUUUUCAGUAAAACAAUAUUUUUUAUGUUAUAAUCAUUCCUAGCCUUACCGUGUUAAGAUACAAAUAUGGUGCCAUUCCACAUACAGCAGAAAAUUUUAAUUAUAUUUUCUCUGGAUUACUGUUACUCCAUCUCUCAACUUUUGAAUUACAUUGCACUUUAAUUGGUUUUGAUAUUUUAAGUGUGGCAUUGUCAAAGUUGAUGAAUUUGACUUUAACAUAAUGGGAAUAGGAUUACUGUAGUUCCCAGAAUCAGUCUACUGAGGUGUUCACUGUCCCGUUUCCCCGUUAGGGAAUUUUGUUAAUCUUACCUUAGCCUGGAUCCACAGCAAGAGUGCUCUGUAUUUGUGUACAAAGAUAACAGUGCACUUCUGCACACUGAGACAUGGCAAUAAAAGGUAUUUGUCACAGGAGGGACAAUAGAACAUGAGAUUUUGGCCUUCCUUGUCUAUUUUGGUUAUGUUAGGAGUGGAGAUGUGAUGGCCUAGCCCAAAGUUGGAAAACAGCACACUGGAAUUUGGAGGAGUGCCGGCAAGCAGGCAAGGUGCCUCUUGUUGAGGGCUUGUUUCUUAGUGUCAUUGGCUUUAGGAAUACUUAUGUUUUGCUAACUAAGCUCCUACUAAGUGUAGGACACAAAUACUUUUCAUCGUCCAAGGCCUGGUACAAGUGCUACUGCUGUGACCCUCAUAUGCUUUCCUUGACCCUCUGCCCACCUCCCAAACGGGGUGGCGUUCCCCUUCCAUGCCCCCCAGCCCCUUCACAGCCCCCACCUGUCCUAAUGUUCAUUAUUUACCUGUCAGUGUCUGCCAGUAGCUCAGGCUCCUUACUGGAGACAUCUUCUUUCUCAUGUAUCACCCCCCAGCAUCUGGCCUGACAAGUGGUUAAUAAAUGUUGAAAAAUUAAGUACAAAUAAAAACAUAAAGCAGUUGUCAAUGUACCUUUAAAGCUAAAUUCAUUUUUAAAAAGAAAUAGCAAAGAUCACUAGCCAAAGACUCUGCUUUAAUCAGCUCUAAAGAGCACCAGCCUGAGAGCCUGGCAGCCUGCGUGACUUUGGAUAAAUUCUCUUAUCUUCUCUGUGCAUCAGUUUCUUCAUCUGUAGAGUGGGGGUAAUUGUACUAUUGUAUUUCCUCUUAAGUUUGUUACGAUAACCUUGUCAUGAUUGUGCUGAUCCACGUAAAGUUCUUAAAACCACAUUUGGCACAUAGUAUAGGCUGUAUAAACGUUAGCAAUCAUUGUUUUGCAA